Molecule: messenger RNA, 5414 nt
Organism: Myripristis murdjan (pinecone soldierfish)
Lineage: Eukaryota; Metazoa; Chordata; Actinopteri; Holocentriformes; Holocentridae
Gene: pdzd8
Product: PDZ domain containing 8
Exons: 5
Coding region: 144-3782 (1212 amino acids)
Biological process (GO): mitochondrial calcium ion homeostasis
Cellular component (GO): mitochondria-associated endoplasmic reticulum membrane contact site
Molecular function (GO): lipid binding; protein binding
Source: RefSeq, a predicted model, not a curated record
CUGAGGAGCCUGAAGCUCAGGAAAGAAGCAGAUGAUAUGGCAGCUUUGAGAGCGACCAGGUGGAACUUGCUUUGUUAAUACGGCUAAACCUUUGAAUAUGAACACGUUUUAACACGGAGACGGCGACGGGACAGCUGCUCGAAAUGAUUUACUUGAUUCUGAUUUCCGCAUUCUCCGGGGCACUCGUUACAUUGAUAUUACAGUUCUUGCUGAUUUACCGGAGAAGCCCCGAGCCUAUAGCCAGGACAGUGCAAUAUGUCAAAACAGUGCCUGAUCCCGUAUUGAAGGAUUACUUUAAUAACCAACAUGCCGAAGCAAGCCAGCAGCAGCAAGACAACACAGCAUCUGCUGCAGCCAAACAGCAAGAGGCCGUCUCCACAAGGCAACAGGAAGUGGCUGUCACCGGCGGUAGCCCAAAACAGUCGCCACCGCCUUCUCAAAGCGAGUCCAUCCAUACAUCCAAACCGGAGACGUGCAAUUUCCUAAACGCUAUAUUUUUGUUCUUAUUCAGGGAGCUCCGAGACACUCCCGUCGUCAGGCACUGGCUCACCAAAAAGAUCAAGGUAGAGUUCGAGGAGCUGCUGCAGACCAAGACGGCGGGUCGGCUCCUGGAGGGACUCAGUCUUAGGGAUAUCUCCCUGGGUAAUUCUCUGCCGGUGUUCAAAACAGCCAAACUCAUGAAGCCGGUGAAUUUGAAUGAGGACGGCAUGCCCGACGAGCUCAACUUCGAGGUGGACAUCGAGUACAACGGCGGGUUCCACCUCGCCAUCGACGUUGAGCUGGUGUUUGGGAAGUCAGCCUACCUGUUCGUCAAGAUGAGGCGCGUGGUGGGCAGACUGAGGCUGCAGUUCACGCGCAUGCCCUUCUCCCAUUGGUCCUUCUCCUUCCUCGAGGACCCGCUCGUGGACUUCGAGGUGAAGUCUCAGUUUGAGGGGAGGCCGCUGCCUCAGCUCACCUCCAUCAUAGUCAAUCAGCUGAAGCGGGUCAUCAAGAAGAAACACACCUUGCCCAACUACAAGAUCAGAUACAAGCCCUUCUUCCCGUUUCAAGUGCAGCCUCCGCUGGGCUCAGCGUGUGAUUUGGACCUGUCAGUCCAGGACAGUAGGCUGGUGGAAGGCCGACUCCAAGUCACCCUUAUUGAAUGUAGCAGGCUGUUCAUCCUGGGCUCCUAUGACAGAGAGACCUACGUCCACUGCACGCUGGAGCUGAGCAGCCACCAGUGGAAGGAGAAGACUCGCAGCUCCAUCAAACAGACGGAGGUUAUCAAAGGGCCAUGUGGCAGUGUGGGGAUGACGUUCAGGCAUGUCCCUGCCAGCGAGGGUGAUGCAGUUCAUGUCAGCAUCGAGACCGUCACCCCCAACUCCCCCGCCGCCUUGGCAGACCUGCAGAGGGGCGAUCGCCUCAUUGCCAUUGGAGGUGUCAAAGUGACAUCCUCUGUUCAAGUGCCCAAACUGCUGAAGCAGGCUGGAGACAGGGUAGUGAUACUGUAUGAGAGACCAGUGCGUCACCAGACUCCUUCCAUAGGAAACCUAGGACCCCUGCAGGAGGGGCUCGGACAGUUAGAAGAGCCCAAUUUUAUUUCCCAGCCAGGAGGUUAUGAGGAGGACCCAGCCCCCAUCACCACUCUUUCUGACAUAUCUGACAGCAAAGACAUGGACUCUGAGUUUGAAGAGUUAAUAGUAGACUCCAAACCUAGCCAAUCAACUGGUUCUAGCAGCGGUAGCACCAAUACCACAGAGACAAAGGAGGAAUGCUUACUAACAGUAAACCAAAGCCCCAAAAGGACUGUAGCCAACCUGGCCUCGAAGCCCCUUGGCACCAUAUCGCCCAUCCUUAACCGCAAAUUAAACCUGGUGGGCCUCCAGUCGCCUCUCAAGCCCCAGUCCAAAGACUCACCCAAACCCUCACCACAUAAGAGUGGUGGUGAUCUGGUAGAGGGUCUGCAGCGUCCCACCAUCCCUCCUCCACCUCCUCCUUCUCGCCCCCCAGUGCCCCCAAGACCUCAGAUAAAGCUGACGUCGGCAUCCUCUGAAACCAGUCUUCUGGAAGGUGCUGAUUCUAUCGCAGUAACUUAUGCUACUACUUCUGCUACCACCGCUACCACCACUGUCACUGCUCCUGAAAAAUCACUGGAAAAGGCCUCAUUUAUUGGAGCCAACGGGGACAAGGUCGGCGCUGAUAAGACACCUGUUAAACAGCCCGAGCCAAAGCCACCUGUAAAGCAAGCAGAGUUCUGUGAUGAGCUGCCAGUCCCUUCUGCUGUGCCCGGCAGCAACAAGGCUGACCAGGCAAAGGACAAAGCUUCAGAGAGCUCCUGCAGCACACGAGACAGUUUGGAGGACCACUCCCUGUGGGAAUCCUCUGAGACCAUGUUUCGUAACCAGAUGGCACGCUGGGACAAGGCCUCCGUGGUGUUUGACGUGGAGAGCAACCACAAGUACCUUAACGUGGCUUUGUGGUGCAAAGACCCCUUUAAGCUGGGCAGUUUGCUGUGCCUGGGUCACGUCAGCCUCCAAUUGGAGCACGUGGCCCUGGAAUGUAUGGCCACAUCUUCUGCAGAGUAUCAGAGCACCUUUAGGCUGGGGGCUCCAGAGCCCAGAGCCAAUGUCAGCCGCACUGCUUUACGCAGUCUGAGCACCCACAAGGGCUUCAAUGAAAAGCUCUGCUAUGGAGAUAUCACUCUGAAUUUCUGUUACCUGGCCGAAGGUGAGCCAGAGCAUUUAGGAGGACUUGUGGAAAGGGAGCGAGAGGGGAGUCUCCAUGAUGAGGAUCUAAAGGAGAGGGAGAGAGAGCAUGUUACUGCAGCACCACGUGAUGACUUGGCCUAUGGUGCCAUGCAGCUAGUGGAGGUUCGCCACAACUUCCAGGACACCCAGUUCCAGAACCCUACCUGGUGCGAAUACUGCAAGAAGAAGGUUUGGACCAAGGCAGCCUCACAGUGCAUGGUUUGCGCCUAUGUCUGUCACAAGAAGUGCCAGGACAAGUGCCUCUCAGAAAACCCCUUCUGCGUGGCAGCCACAGAACGACGCGGAGCUGAUCCCGAGGCCAAAUCCACCAUAAACCGGGCCACCACAGGCCUCACUCGCCACAUCAUCAACACCAGCUCCCGUCUGCUCAACCUACGCCAGGUACCCAAGACCCGGCUGGUGGAGCAGGUGGUUGAUGUGGUGCCUGGGACAGUGGAGCCCUCACCAAAACAUACCCCCAACACUUCGGACAAUGAGAGCAGUGAUACUGAGACCUACACCAGCGGUGCCAGCCCCUCUAAGCAGCCUGCUGGCAGCAGCGGCAGCAGUAAACUGGUGCGUAAGGAAGGUGGUUUGGAUGACAGCGUGUUCAUUGCCGUGAAGGAGAUUGGCCGCGAUCUGUACCGGGGGUUGCCCACUGACGAGCGCUCCCAAAAGCUUGAGCUGAUGCUCGACAAGCUGCAGCAGGAGAUCGACCAGGAGCUAGAGCACAAUAAUUCCCUGCUGCUGGAGGAGAGGGAGGCUGGAGAUGCCCGGCGCAAAGCCCUAAUAACCGCUGCCCUGGCCAAGUCUGGAGAGAGACUCCAGGCCCUCACUCUGUUAAUGAUCCAUUACCGGGCAGGCAUUGAGGACCUGGAGUCAGUGGAGAGCACCUCACCCUCAGAGCAGCAUGGCUUUAAGGCCAAAGGAGAGGCUCUGGAGGAGGAGGCACUGAUGGGGACAGAAGUCUAUGACAGUGACAUAUGCAGCCCUGUGGAGGUGCAGCUCUUGGAUGACAUUACCGAGGAGCAGAUCUGCGUGGAGGCACUCCACUAAAUAGUGCUAGUAAGGAGAAAGAAGAGGAAGCUUUGGGUUUGGGGCUCACAGCAAAAUUAGGUUCAGUUUGUUUUUGACGUCUAGGGGAUUUCAGUGGUCCAUUUUAAAUUGGCAAAAUAGUUAGGGUCCAAUGUUUGAUCCACAAGUCUCAGUUGAUUACUCCAUUAUAUACUGAAGAGCAUGCAAAGGAACAUGAUUGCAUUUUAUAUGAUAAAAGAAACAAUGGCAAAAAGAAUUUUCUCUCCAAGAUCACAUAUCUGCACUCUGUUUGGACAAUGUGGUGCAUUGUUUAGUGAUUGGGCAGAAAUCAAGAGAUUGUUCCAAAAGAUUGCAACUUCAUGGCCAUGUUCGUGGUUUCAAAGGGAAAGCUCUAAUAGAGAUGAUAAUAUGGUAAUCUGCCCUCUUUAGGGUUGCAUGUAUGUCCUCCGAAGCAAUAGUAAGUGCUAAAAUGAAUAUGGCAAAUUUACAUGUACUGAAAAAUUUUGCUUUCUUUAAAAAAAAAAAGGGUUGUCUUUUGUCGCGCACCUUGAAAAGCAGUUCUUUCCUGUGGCUUGAAAAUGUGCAAUUCAGUUUGCUUUCCUGUGGCUUGAAAACGGUGAAUUCAAGUUUCUUUCCUCUGCGACUGUCACAGUAACUGCUUGCACAUUAGCAUUUUAGAAUAUAUGCACAUUUUUUUGUGGUAUACCAGUCUAAAAUUGUGUUUUCUUUGAGGAAAUCAUUAAUCUUCAGUCUUUGUUUGCUGUGAGUAACAAGCCCACUGUAAGCUGACAUACUUGACAUUGCUCUCUGAGUCUAGAAAACAAAGUGAAGGGGAAAAAAAAACAGGUUCCGACGUCCACAGAUGUGGAACCUGGCAUUCGUUAAAGUACCUUGCAAAAAGUCAUACAUAUCUUUUGCUUUGAGCACUUUUUUACUGUAAUAUAUUUGGAAUUUAGAGCUCGCUCGUGACUUUCCUCCUUAGAAAGCUUGUUGGGAUUUGAGCAAUCUGCAAGACCAGCUAAUGAUUAAUUAUUAAUGGAAUGGAUAAUCAUUUUGUGAAUUAAAAUACUGAUAAAUUGUCCAUCAUCUUUGGUUUUGUUUGUAUCUGUUACGCCAAACAUUUUGACUAUGUAAUCAUUUAUUAUUAUUUAACCAGCAUAUGACCUGUGUAUAUAUAUAUUUUCCUGUUAAAAUAUUUUUUUUUGUGGUUGGUGUAAAAAGGGGGAAGGGGAGUAAUUAUUCUGGGUUAUUUUGAAUUAAUUCAUUUGAAUCAGCAGCUGUAGUUUUGAUUUAUUUGUUCUCGUCUACCCCCUCUCUUGAAAACAGAAGUAUGUUCCAUUGUUUCCCAUUGAAAAGUUGUAGGGGUAGGUGCAACAUAGGUAAGUCAGCGGACUGAUUUCACUGACUAAAUGUUACCGAAUGAAUGUUACUGUUCCUAUUAUUUUAAACACAAGGAGCUUUGAUGUUAAGUAUCCCUAACAUUUAUUUACUUAGUUCAGCGCCUGUAUGUAUGAAUGUGUGGGGGGAACGGAGGGUUACUGAUAAUGCUUCAAGUAGUUGCGAUUAUGUGCAAGUCAUUUGCCUUCAUGAGUUAUUUUCAUCCAUGUAUUACACCCGUAGUUAUCCACUGGAAUAAAUGGUGUAUGAAAAGGG